Molecule: messenger RNA, 2220 nt
Organism: Myotis myotis
Lineage: Eukaryota; Metazoa; Chordata; Mammalia; Chiroptera; Vespertilionidae
Gene: CXCL12
Product: C-X-C motif chemokine ligand 12
Exons: 4
Coding region: 95-454 (119 amino acids)
Biological process (GO): induction of positive chemotaxis; defense response; positive regulation of cell migration
Cellular component (GO): external side of plasma membrane; extracellular region
Molecular function (GO): chemokine activity; CXCR chemokine receptor binding
Source: RefSeq, a predicted model, not a curated record
CGGGCGCGCCUCCCUGGCUGCCACACUUUCACUCUCCGCAGCCGCUUCAGCUCAGCGUCUGGCUUUGGUCCUCCCACAGCCGCCAGCCCGUGCCAUGGAUGCCAAGAUCGUUGCCGUGCUGGCCCUGGUGCUGGCUGCGCUCUGCCUCAGUGACGGGAAGCCGGUCAGCCUGAGCUACAGAUGCCCUUGCCGAUUCUUCGAGAGCCAUGUUGCGAGAGCCAACGUCAAGCAUCUCAAAAUCCUCAACACUCCAAACUGUGCCCUUCAGAUCGUGGCCAAGCUGAAGAACAACAACAGACAAGUGUGCAUCGACCCGAAACUGAAGUGGAUUCAGGAAUACCUGGAGAAAGCUUUAAACAAGCAGCCCAUCAUGCCUCACCUGCCUGUGGCCCUGGCUCUUCUGCUGCUGCUGUUACCGUUGCGUCCGGGAGGCCCACCCCGGCCUCCCUUUUAGACGGACGUGCAGGAAGUUGGCAAAGAGCCCUGCUGCUGGAGAUGUUUCCCUUUGCUGAGGGCAUUUUGUGGAAUUAUAUUAAACAACUUAAAAAUUUCACUUUUUAAAAAGGGAGGCACUGAGGGGUUUUUGCUUGUUUUGUUUUUUAUUUGGUCUCACUAAUACUUUCCCCCUUUGAUUGAAGAUCCAGUAAAGUUUUUAAAAUUCAGAAAGUGGAAAAAAAGAAGGCAAAACAAGGGAUGUAUCCAUUGACAGGCCCCUGCAAACAGCAUGCAGGAAGUACGUUACAGGGAAAUGAAUUUGAAUUGUAGGUGUUUGUAGAUUUAAUAAUCAUUGGAUUAUCAGGAACAGGUGUUAGGCAUUUCCAUAAGUAUUUCUUAAAAGUGAAUCUUCAUGCUACAAAGCCAUUCCAUCAACCAAACAGGUAUUCACCUCCUCCAAGCGGCUACCUUCUAUUGGAAGCAUAGAGCAUGGGGGCUUUUAUCAGUUAUAAGGCAGACAGGACUGGUUUUUAAACCCUCUUUUAAAAUUAACCUGUCACUACAGGGCUCCUGAAUUAUACAUGAAAUUAUUAUUGCAUUUUCAGUGGGAGGCUCGUUUUCUAGGUAUUUAAAAACAUUUCCAAGAUAUUUAAAAACCUCAUGGAAAAUGUGGAAGCUUCUUCCCCUGGAAUCCAUGAGCCAGAGCCACUAAACUCCCAAGUCAGAGGAAAUACGGCCCUAAAUCUUGACUGCAGUUAAAUAUAGAGUCAUUUCUGUGUCUCCUGACAGGAGGGGAAAUAGGUAAGAGUAGAAGCUGCAGGGAAAAUUAUUUGUGUAACAACUUCUGUAUCUGCAAUCUGCUCCUGAAAGGAGACGUUCCGGCUAAAGCACACACGUUUAAAUAGUCCCUUUGCAAAGGAAAGGCUCUCCCUCUUGCUUUCAAAACUCAAGUCAAGUGCAUCAGGUGAUCAGGGUCACCCAGCUGUUCCUCCAGGCCCAGCACUGCCUCUACCUGACCUUCCCUCGGGCUCAGCAUGACCUCCAGGGCAGCCCUUCCUCACCAGCCUCUGCAUCACGUGGGGUGAACUCUGGGGACUGGGGCUCACUUGUGUGCUGUGUGUUGGAACCUGAAUCUGUGCCAUGUGUUGUUCGUACUGUUCUUUGUCCUGCUCUGGCCAGGUGCUGAGAACCCAGCGAGGAGCCUCAGAAGGAGCCCCCUGCCUGUCUGAGCAGAGGGCCUGCGUAGCAAAGGCUGCUGCGCCCCUGGGAGUCCUGAGGGGGGUUCUAUGGCACCUUCCUUUUCUGAAUACUGCCUGGUGUGGCCACACGGUCUCCCGCACUGGGACUGCAUCACCCUUCUCAGGGAAGUGCCCUUCUGCCGCUGGAUGAGAUUUGUGGGGUCCUCGCCCCUCCACACAUCUUCUCUGACCCUUUCUGAGGGAACCCACCCUGGGAACCACCCAUGUCCUCUCAGCAGACCACUGACAUAGCCGAGUUGACAAACCCCACAGGGAAGUCCUUAGUCCCCAACCUCGCUGGACUCUCAGCCCCUGAGCAGGGAUGGGUUCAGUGUUCAAUGUGAUAAAUACUGUAUCUUGUUUUGUUUAAAUUGCAUCUCCCAGAUAAUGUGAAAAUGGUCCAGGAGAAGGCAGCUUCCUAUCUGCAGUGUGCUUUCUUAAUAAGUAACAAUUCCUUUUGAGAAACAAUUUCUACUUUCAUAUCCAUGAAAAGAUGUACUGUAUAUGCACUUAUAAUUGUUCUAAUAAAGACAUGUACUCAAAUGCA